Molecule: messenger RNA, 1857 nt
Organism: Ficedula albicollis (Collared flycatcher)
Lineage: Eukaryota; Metazoa; Chordata; Aves; Passeriformes; Muscicapidae
Gene: HDAC1
Product: histone deacetylase 1
Exons: 13
Coding region: 34-1407 (457 amino acids)
Molecular function (GO): histone deacetylase activity
Source: RefSeq, a predicted model, not a curated record
GUUGGGAAUUAUUAUUAUGGCCAAGGACAUCCCAUGAAACCCCACAGGAUCCGCAUGACCCACAACCUCCUGCUCAACUAUGGGCUCUACAGGAAGAUGGAGAUUUAUCGUCCUCACAAGGCCAACGCAGAGGAGAUGACCAAGUACCACAGCGAUGAUUACAUCAAAUUCCUGAGGUCCAUCCGCCCUGACAACAUGUCUGAGUACAGCAAGCAGAUGCAGAGAUUUAAUGUUGGGGAGGACUGCCCUGUGUUUGAUGGGCUCUUUGAGUUCUGUCAGCUCUCUGCUGGAGGCUCUGUUGCCAGUGCUGUGAAGCUGAACAAGCAGCAGACAGACAUUGCAGUGAACUGGGCAGGGGGGCUCCACCACGCCAAAAAAUCAGAAGCUUCUGGAUUCUGCUACGUCAACGACAUCGUCCUGGCCAUCCUGGAGCUCCUCAAGUACCACCAGCGAGUGCUGUACAUUGACAUUGACAUCCACCACGGGGAUGGGGUGGAGGAGGCUUUUUACACCACAGACAGGGUCAUGACCGUGUCCUUCCACAAAUAUGGAGAAUAUUUCCCAGGAACUGGGGACCUAAGGGACAUCGGGGCAGGCAAAGGGAAAUACUACGCUGUGAAUUACCCGCUGCGGGACGGCAUCGACGACGAGUCCUACGAGGCCAUUUUCAAACCUGUGAUCUCCAAAGUGAUGGAGACGUUCCAGCCCAGCGCUGUUGUCCUGCAGUGUGGCUCUGAUUCCCUGUCUGGGGACAGGCUGGGCUGCUUCAACCUCACCAUCAAAGGCCAUGCCAAGUGUGUGGAGUUUGUGAAGAGCUUUAACCUGCCCAUGCUGAUGCUGGGAGGAGGGGGGUACACGAUCCGAAACGUGGCUCGCUGCUGGACCUACGAGACUGCCGUGGCCCUGGACACUGAGAUCCCCAAUGAACUUCCAUACAACGACUACUUUGAGUACUUUGGGCCAGACUUCAAGCUCCACAUCAGCCCCUCCAACAUGACCAACCAGAACACCAACGAAUACCUGGAGAAAAUCAAGCAGAGACUCUUUGAGAACCUGAGGAUGCUCCCCCACGCUCCUGGGGUGCAGAUGCAGCCGAUUCCUGAGGAUGCUGUGCAGGAGGACAGUGGGGAUGAGGAGGAGGAUGAUCCUGAAAAACGCAUUUCUGUCCGAAAUUCCAACAAGAGGAUAUCCUGUGAUGAGGAAUUCUCAGAUUCUGAGGACGAGGGCGAGGGGGGGCGCAAAAACGUCGCCAACUUCAAGAAAGCCAAACGUGUGAAAGCAGAGGAGGAGAAGGAGGAGGAGGAGAAGAAAGAGGAGAAGGAAGAGGAAAAAGCAAAAGAGGAAAAAGCAGCAGCAGCAGCAGCAGCAGAACCCAAAGGGGUGAAGGAAGAGACAAAAUCCACCUGAGUGGCUGCAGCUGUUGUCGUAGGUUUAGCUCCUGGGUUUCCUCCUCCCCACAGGAUUUCUAUUUUAUAUAUGUUUUCUGUAUAUAUUUCUAUAUAAUUGUAUAAAAUGACUGGAGAACUGUAAAUUAUUCCUUGCUGCACUCCACUGGGAGCAGGCAGGGGGAGGAUUCUGCUGAGCAGCCCAGGUUUGGUGACCAGGGGAGUUUCACUCUUUGCCUUCCACUGCCCCUCCUUGGUGUGGCUCUAAAAAAAAACACAAAAAUCACUUCCUCCCCUCUGAAAUAACCUUGGAAAAAAAUAAUUUAAGUAGAAGUAGUGUCUGCAUUUCAGGUUAGGUGGAAAGAUGGCCAUCAUUUCUUGGUUUUCCUCGAUUUUUUUUCUUUUUUUGGGGGUGUUGUUUUUAAUGGGAGAAUUCCCAAAGAGACCUUUGUGCUCUGCACUUGGAUUCCAC